Molecule: messenger RNA, 5783 nt
Organism: Varanus komodoensis (Komodo dragon)
Lineage: Eukaryota; Metazoa; Chordata; Lepidosauria; Squamata; Varanidae
Gene: SFXN2
Product: sideroflexin 2
Exons: 13
Coding region: 216-1175 (319 amino acids)
Biological process (GO): serine import into mitochondrion; monoatomic ion transport
Cellular component (GO): mitochondrial inner membrane
Molecular function (GO): monoatomic ion transmembrane transporter activity
Source: RefSeq, a predicted model, not a curated record
GCGUCCCAGCAUGCCGUGGUGGGUUGGGGGUAGCGCUAUCCAUGUGCAGCUAGAAAAGAAGAGGGGUGUGUGUAGCGCUGGGCGGUACUUGACGAAUUACAGGUGCAUUAAGGAAUAUCCUCACAGUCUCUUAUUCUACAGCAGAGUCUCUUUCGAUUGACUGGAAUUCUUACUUGUCUUCACCUUAUCCUGACUUCUGAGAUUGCACCAGUGAAAUGACAGCCAAGUUUAAUAUUGAUGCCCCUCGAUGGGACCAGAACACCUUUUUAGGGCGUGUGAAGCAUUUUUUCAAUAUCACAGACCCCCGGACGCUGCUCGUGUCGGAACAUGAACUAGAUUCAGCAAAGGCCUUGGUGGAGAGCUGCAGGGCAGGCACAGUGCCUCCAGGAACCAACGAGGAACAGCUUUACUAUGCUAAGAAGCUUUAUGACUCAGCUUUUCAUCCUGACUCAGGGGAGAAGAUGAAUUUGAUAGGGAGGAUGUCAUUUCAAGUCCCUGGGGGAAUGGCUAUCACAGGUUUCAUGCUACAGUUUUACAGGACAGUUCCAGCUGUUGUUUUCUGGCAAUGGGUGAACCAGUCUUUCAAUGCCAUUGUGAACUACACUAACCGGAAUGCCGCCAGCCCUAUCACACUCAAGCAAAUUGGGGUUGCUUAUUUCACCGCUACCAGCACUGCUUUGGCAACAGCUGUGGGACUCAACCUUUACACCAAGAGAGCCCCAUCCCUUGUGGCACGCUGGGUUCCCUUUGCCGCAGUAGCUGCUGCCAACUGUGUGAACAUCCCCCUGAUGAGGCAGCAGGAACUCAUUAAUGGGAUCACAGUGACAGAUGAGAAUGACAACACACUGGGCAAGUCCAGGAAAGCAGCAAUCAAGGGGAUAACCCAAGUGGUGAUUUCCCGCAUCACCAUGGCUGCUCCUGGCAUGAUUUUGCUGCCUAUCAUCAUGGAAAGACUUGAAAAAUACCCCUUCAUGAAGAAAAUCCAGGUUCUCCACGCUCCUUUGCAAACAGUACUUGUUGGAGGGUUUCUUCUGUUCAUGGUUCCAGUUGCCUGUGCACUAUUCCCACAAAGGAGUUCAAUUGCCCUUUCACAACUGGAGCCUGAUCUCAGAGAGCUGAUUGUGGCCAAACAUGGGGAUAAAGUGCCUUACGCCUAUUUUAACAAGGGAUUAUGAGGAAGGACUCAAGGUGGUGCAUCAUCUCGCCUUGGAAUCUUUCCACUGGAGAAGCCACUGCUAGACUAUGCUCAGGAAAUGAACUCAAAGAUACUGCAGAAAGAGCAGCUCUCUGCCUUCAUUCCUCUUUUUCCAACAUUUUAGUAUGGGGGGCAAUCAGAUAGAUGGGAGAUUUGGACCCUGUGGAUAAUGUUUCUUGCAUGUUUACCUAUGGACCUGCUCCUGUGAUGGGAAAUGAGAUAUAAGGUUGCAGCCAGCUUCCUGUUUGCUGCCAGGUGCCACUCAGAAAUGGAAAUCUCCUUACUCUAAGGUAGUGAUUCAAACCCAAUGUCCUUCCUGAUCUUGUGGGGCUGUGUUCAACUCUGCCCCAAAGGCUCUAGUCCAGUGUCUCUGCCUGAUCCAAGAAAGAACUUUGCCAGUUGCUCUCCAUUUUGUCCCUAAAGAAACUUUUCUGUGCAUAUAGGUACAAGAGCUUAAGUUUAUGAUUGAUACAUGAUGCACCAGGCAAAUUGCAAAGGAACAGAGGAUAACUCUGCAUCCAUACCUGCCAUUGGCUGAAAAUCCAAACAAUGAUAACAUGAAGUGUAAUUCUAGCCAUAUUAACCUGGGAGCAAGGACUACUGAUCUCUUUGUACCCUAUAUUACACACCGUGAGACUAGUCUACUUGUGUUUAAUCAGAAUGCAUUUCCAAAGAUGUAGUAAAAACCAAAACCAAUACCUUUAUGGUAUUCAAUAUUGCCAUAUUUUAAAGUGGAGCUGUUGAUUGAAAUGCUAUUUUCUUAAGUCUGUAAAAUCCAAUCUAGGCAUUUGCUGCUUGGCUUGCUGACAAGGCCAUUAAUUAAGAGCUUGUUCAUAAUUUUUCUAUACAUGAUCAGGGAGAUAAUUGGUUCUAAAGACAUGCAAUCAAACUGUCCUUCCCUGCCUUCCUGAAGGUCUGUAAGGAUGCAGUUAUUUGAGUAACCUGAUUCAAAGCUGUUUUGGUAUUUAUAAAUAGCUGUACCUUAAAUUGGUUCUGGAAACAUACUACCAGCCAAUCUAACUCAUGCAAAAUUAGGGAUAUAUAUGCUAAUUCCCCAGCUCCCACUAAUAACCAGGCAGAUAAAUUUAUUACCCAUUGAAGUUUCUGGAUCAUCUUCAAUGACAAUAUGGAUAUUGAUAAUACAUAAAUAUCUGAGAUCUUGAAAGAUCCCCCUGGAUAACUUUGUAGUUAUUACAUGUUGUCUGACUUACAUCAACUCUCCUUGACAGCCCUGUACAGCUCCUGUAAUCCUAAUGCUAUUGUUUUCUUUAUGGAAUCAAUGUAUCUCAGAGUUGGCUUUCAGUCUUCAACUUUGCCUAGCAUUAUUGUCUUGCCUCUGCAUGAUGUGCCCAAAGUACAACAACAUCACUUCAGUCAUUUUUGCUUCCAAGGACAGUUCUGGCUUGAUAUGAUCUAGGACUUACUCGUUUUUCUAUUGGACCAGGGUUCCUCCUGGACCAAUAACUGUCCUCCAGCAUCAUGCUUCAAAUGCAUCAGUUGUCCUCCAGUUAGCGUUCUUCACUAUCUAGCUUUGACACUUGUACAUAGUUAUCAGGAAUAUAUGAUCUUGGCUUUCAUCUCCAGUGAAAUGUCCUUACACAUGAUUAUCUUUUCUAGUUCCUUCAUUGCUGCCCUUACAAGUCUCAGUCUUCUUCAAAUUUCUUGGCUACAGUCUCACUUUGAACUGAUAAUUGAGCCAAGGUAUGCAAAAACGUUCACAAUUUCAGUUCCUUACUUGUUGCCAUUUAAGUUACGUUAUUUUACUUUAGACAUUUAGUUUUGUUUUCUUAAUGUUCAGCUGCAGUCCUGCUUUUACGCUUUCUUCUUUUACUUUCAUCAAGCACUGUUUCAAUUCAUUGCUGCUUUCUGCUAGUAAUAUGGUAUCAUGUGCAUAUCUUAAAUUAUUGAUGCUAUACAAAUGAUAGCCAUUUUUACUCUUUCCUCUGAUAGUAAUCCAGAUUUCCUCAUGAUAUGUUCUGCAUUGAAUAGGUUGAAUAGAUAUGGACAUAAAAUAUACCCUUGUGCAAAUGCCUUUGCCUACAAGAAACCAUUCUGUUUCACCAUAUUCUGUUCUAACCAUAUUUUGCUGUAGUUGGGGAAGCAUAGUCUGAUCUUCUGUAAUUCUUUGGUAUGCACAUUGAGCAUCAUUUUGCUUGCAUAGGAAAUUAGUGGAAUGGUACUAUAGGUGCUGCAGCCUUUUCAGUCUCUCUUCUUCAGUACUGUAAAAUUUAGUGAACAUUUUCGGUUUGUGGGCCAUUGGGGUUUUUUUCCAUAUUUGUUGGCAUAUUCUUUUAGGAUUUGGAUCUAUUCAUCCUCUGCAGCUUGGCAUAGUUCUGUUGGCACCCUAUCUACUCUGGGUGCUUUAUUGCUAUCAGGUACUUUCAGAGCAGCUUUCACUGUACUUUCUAAUACUGCGGGCUCUUCAUAGGAUUCUACUUUGAAGAACUCUGUCAUUCUUUCAUGUCUUCUGUAUAGUUCUCUAGUGUAUUCUUUCCAUCUUCUCUUUAUUUUCUGCUGGUCAGAUAGUAUGUUCCUUUAUUUGUCUUUUAGCAUUCCUAAUUUAGGUUUAAAUUUCCCUUUAAUUUCUUGAAUCUUCUGAAAGAAGUCUCUUCUUUUGAUGCUCUCUUCUGUUUCUUUGCAUUGAUCAUUGUAGUGUCUCUUUUUUCUUUUUUGGUCUUUACAUAAUGAUUGCUGAAAAGCUGCUUUCAGGAUUCAGAUCUUUUUUCUAUCACCUUUUGUUUUUGCUUCUUUCCUGGCUUAGCUAAUAUAAGAGCUGCUUCUGUCAUUUAUCUAAGCUUUUUCUUUAUAUUACAGGAAUUGUCUUUUGGCAUUCUAUCCCAAUAAUUGAUUGGUCUCAGUCUACAGUUCUUCUGGGAGUAUCAUCUUCUAGCACUAUCUCUUGUUUCCUUUUGACUUCUGCAUGAUUAAAUUAAAUGAUCAUAAAGGAAGAUGAGCCAAAUUUAUGGAUAACAAAUCCAUGUCAAGCUAAGACUUUCCUUUACUGUCAGGCAUUUGACAGCAUAUAAUGGAUUUCCUAGGGUUGUUGGACAUUAGACCCUGGUAGUUUUAUUACUGUUUUUAACCUGCUUUCAAAGUGUUUUAAAUUCUUGAAUGUGGAAGAUUUUCUUUUAUAUUCACCAUGCUGUGAACUUUCCCGAAAAAUCAGUUGUUGUCUGAUGUGGAAAUGAAAUGCCCCAUUUGUAGACUUCUCAGAAGCAUUGUAUUGGCCGUUGUGGAAAGCAGAUGGUGGACUAGAUGAACCUUUGGUCCAACCCAGUUUGGCUCUCAAUAUGUUCUUAGACAUAAAGCACUCAUAACAAGAAUGGACAUUUGAUUGCCCUUAGUAUGGGCACUUCCUCUAUCCUCCCAGCUCCUUUUGUGUAUUAUGCAGUGUUAGGAUUUCCAACUUGGUGGUAAAUUUUCCUUCCCAUGGCCAUCUCCAUUAACCUUGUUUUUGCUCUAGAGCUCCCUUAGUUCAUAAGGAGCUAGGGGGAAGAGGACAAAUAGAUUUCAAAUGGGGAAGUUACUUCAGGUUUCAGACUGAAUAACUCAGAAUUUUACAUAAGCCUGCAGCUCUGCAGUGGUAAUUUAAUUUUAGAAAGACCAGUUUCCUCUGGUGGUUAUUGAGCAAUACCAAAGUUCUUAGCGUCAUUCUCUGCUUUCAUAGCACAGACAUUUUUCCUUUAAUCUAUGCCUGCAAAAUGUCCUGGCACAAACAAGGAAUUGCCUAAUGGAAGUCAAAUCAUUCAAGAGAACAGAAAUGGAUUUUGCUUUCCAAGAUCCAGGCUGGGACAUGCAUUUUCUAUGCAUCCACAUAUUACAACAGGAGGAGGAGGUGGUGGACCGAUUUUUCUUUUCCUGGCUGGGGCAUGCUGAAUGCUGUUGGCCUUUUUCUGUCUAAACAGGCAUAGGAUUAAACCUUAAGUGACUUGAGACAAGCUACAACUUUCUCAUUUUUGCACCAUCCCCUCCCAUCUCCAACAGGGAGAUGGUAAUGCUGCCUUACUUUACAAAAUUGUUGUAAUGAUUGUUAAGAAAAUUGGAGUCAAAAGCUUUGAACACUUGAAGCUCUCAAUAGUGCCAUUAUUCAAUCCAAUUCUUACAUGCAGGGGAGGGAGAUGAGAGAUGCUGCACAGCAACUGAUUCAGCCAGUCUCUCUCCAAAGGUAAUCAUUUGAUACAUACAGGCUUGAUCAUGAGAGUCUGUCCUCUGUUGAUAGUUUAGGCAGAAAAUUAUUUUAAGUUUUUGAUUUGCCUUGCAUCAAUCAGGUUGUGCUUGAAUACAGUAACCUAUUGAGUGUUUAAUUCUGUGUCUGUUCGUUUGGUUUUUUUAAUUUAUGUUUUAAAUUGCCAGAUGAUUUUCUAGGUAAUUUUCAGACUUGUGACUGUUACUCUUAAUAUGGUGCUAGCCAGAGUCUGCUAUAUUGGAUCACAAAUACUGGAUUUUUUUUUCUUUUUGGAUCUAGGACAUUUCCAGUGCUCAGUAAUGCUAAUGAGGAAAUAAAAACUAAUUCUUUUAAGCCUCUUUUACUUGUGUGUGGGGGGUGGAUUGGAAGCCAAAGAGAAAAUAAAGCACCGUGAUUUUAAAA